Messenger RNA from Polyodon spathula (Mississippi paddlefish), 4738 nucleotides. It is a transcript of the gene sytl2a, whose product is annotated as synaptotagmin-like 2a. The record is from RefSeq and is a predicted model, not a curated record. Bases 395 to 4207 code for a protein of 1270 amino acids. Gene Ontology annotation, cellular component: plasma membrane; exocytic vesicle. Lineage: Eukaryota; Metazoa; Chordata; Actinopteri; Acipenseriformes; Polyodontidae. The transcript has 13 exons. Gene Ontology annotation, biological process: intracellular protein transport; exocytosis. Gene Ontology annotation, molecular function: small GTPase binding; neurexin family protein binding.
UGAGAGACCCAAGGCUCCCAAGCCUGACCCACAAAGUUUGAAUCUCACGAGGGAGGCCAGUGAAUCCAUAUCUAAAGUGCUAGAGUGGUUCAGCAGGAGCACUGAAAAACUAAGGUCUUCUGUUGAUGAACGGGAGUAUGUACCCGACCAUGCAGAACCAGAGCUUCAUCUAGACCCAUGUUUUGAAGCCAUUUCCUCCGAAAAGAGAGGGGAGGUAAACAAUGGCUUUUCCCAACAUCGUCCCGGCGGUCUACAGUCAAAUGCGCUCAACUCUUCCACUGUUCCAAAAACUUUUGAAGGGGAGGUUGAGGAAGACUAUAAAAGAAGGUUGCCUGUGGUGGAAGACAUUAUCAUUCCUGAGACAAAGAAACGGGAGGUAUCAUCACUGUAUGACAUGGUCCAGUCCAUUGUGGACACAAACAUGGCAGGUCAACUGAGGGAGGAGCCAUCGUCCAGUAAAACACUUGAAGGAAAUGUGGAGGAACAGUCUUCUUUCCAAGUAAAAACCACUAAAGAUGAUUACACAAGAAGCACACCAGUGGUAGAAGAACAUAUUAUUCCUGAGGUGAAGAAACGCGAUGCACAAUCACUGUAUAACAUGGUCCAGUCCCUGACCAAUACAGAGAUGGCAGAUCAACCAUGGGAGAUACCGUCUUCUGGGAAAAUAGUUGAAGGAAACAUGGAGGACCAAUCUUCUUUGAAAGUGAAUGCCAGUAAAGAAGAUUUCAUAAGAAACACACCAGUGGUAGAAGAACAUAUAAUUCCUGAGAUAAAGUCAAAUGAUGCAUCAUCACUAUAUAACAUGAUCCAAUCUAUGGUUGACAUAGAGAGAUCUAAUCAACCAACAGAAGAGCCAUCAGUGGAUGAAGGUGAUCAAUAUGAAGCAUUCUCAUUUGAAGAAUAUGAUGUAGAAGAAGAACCUGAACCUGAUGGCACGUAUGAAAUUGCACACACUGCCCAUGAGGAGAAAAAUGUGUUUGAUAUUCCGGACACUGUUUUGAGGGAAUUAGACAUUGAAAAAGAAAAAUCCCCAAGAGAAGUUAAUGAAAAAGAAUCAGCAAAAAAAAUAGCCAACUUAAGAACAUUCUGGGAAAAAGAGAACAGUGCACCUAAAAUAACAACAGUGAAGAAGUUAGAUUCCCCACAGGAGGAACAAAUAAACAGGAGCAGUUUUCAGGAAUUUGUUGAGCAUGAAAACAGCGCGUUGAAAAAUAAUGCAAACCCUAGUACAGCACAACAGGAUUUCACUUUUCAGCCUCAUGCACAUAAAAAUAGGGAUGAAAUAGGAAAUUAUGAAGGAAGCAGGGUUAAGGAUGCUGAAGAAUCUUCUACUCCCUCCCUACAAUGGAGAACUUCAUUUGAUAUACCAGCCUCCAGUGAGGAUCAGACUGAAAUCGUACAUGCAUCUAAAUUCUACUGUGACAACUCUGAUAUCGAAGAUGAAGACACCAUUACUCCAGUCGAGGAAGGCAGGAACUCCAUUUCACUAGAAAAUAAGCCACUGACAGAAGUUGAAUGCAUAGAGAAUAGCACAAUCACCCCUAAAUCCAUUCAUUUAGGUGGGGAAGUGUACACUGUGCAGUCCAGUGACGAAGAUAAAAGCAAGGAUAAUCACAAUUCAGUGUAUUUGUCAAAAUAUACUACACAUGUGAAACAAAGCAGUCCAGUACCGCUUGUGCAAAACGUCUCAAGCAAAGAAGACAGCCAGAUGGGCAAAAUAAGGAACCUGAAGUCCUUCUGGGAGAAGGAGAAAAGCGAACCCAAAACCAUUGCUGUCAAACAGAAGGUUGCCAAGGAAACUGAUGAAUCUAGAAGCAAAGAGUUAGGUAAAAGAUUUGCCACCUUGGAGUUAGGUCUCAGCAUGAAAGAGAGUGAACCUGACCAUGGUUUUGACAGAUACGGGGCAUCCUCGGUUUCCAGUCAAAAGCCCCAUUUCACAGUUCAGACAAUGAAGGAUAGAAUGCAAGGUGAACAUAAGGAUCGCAUUACUAGCUCAUCACAAUUUCAGAACCUCAAGGACUUCUGGAGUAAAGGACCUGAAGACCUAGGCAGGCCAACUCUUAUAACGAUGGCUCCCUCUAACACUGACAAUACAUCUGGUGAUCUAGAAAGCACAAGUCCCACUAGCCAUGGGCCAAAGAUUCAAGAAACAGUUAACCUGUUGCGACAACAGCAGCUGUCCCCUACAGAGGAAAAGAAGAUAUUAAAUCCCCGUUUUUACCCCAAAGUUCUGCCCACAGAAGCUGCAGAGAUUCAGGUCAAAUCCUUUCGAGGGGAACAAUGCCAGAUUCCCAGAGAUCUUUCUGAACCUAAGAAAGAACAGUUGGUGGAAUAUGUGGAGAAAUCAACAUGUCCUUCCAGCAUAGAUCAUGAUGCCCUAAACAUGAGUUUGCAAGGAUCACUUUCAGAGAUCUCCAAGAGUACACUGCCUUGUCCUCAAGAUCUAUCUGUGGAUACCAAUUCUGAGAAAAAGAAAAGUGAGAUAGCAUCAAUGCAUAGUACAGAGCUGAGCUUGGGGGAUGAAGGCAUGUCCUAUACUGAAGAGCCGUAUUCCAGGAGAAUCUCUGAGCGAAGUGACGAUGCUUAUCAUUCCAAAGAAGGGAAGGACAGGGCACAAGAUGAAAGCAGUGUUUACCUCCCAGAGGAGCUCGAGCCCAAGCUGAAUGUGGUUCCAAGUGUUUUAAGAUCUAGCACGCCUGUAAAAAGCGAGGACAGUCCAAGCCAAUCAAGAGCGGGUGUACUGCAGGCUGCGGCUUCUUUCAAACACAGAGAGAGCGAAGACGACGAAGGCUCAUCCCGGGGCACAGCGUCUGACAACACCUGGUCUUAUACCGGUUUUGAUGAAGAGAAUAACCCCGUUAUGAUGGCCCUGAGAAGAAGUGCGUCAAAGCCCAUGUCUUCUUCCAAAAGUCUAGAGGACAUUAUGUCAGCCUCGUCAAACGAAAGAAGUCUAAACAAUGCCAGAGGAGAAUUAGUACUUAGUGCAGAAGAUGAUCAGCAUUCCAAGGUUCAACAAAUCCCAAAAGAAAUCAUGUCAGGAUUUUCCACAGUGCCUUCCCACCCAGUCUCGCUGUCCUUGGAUUCAAAGAAGAUGAAGGAAAUGAGCAUGUCGGUGCCUGCUUUCCUGCAGCAAGAGAGCGAUGGGACUGACUCAACCUCAGAAAGCAGUUUCCACAUUGGCAGACACAAGAAGACCGCCAGCUCUCUAACAAAUCUUAGCAACUCCUCUGGCAUGGCAUCAAUGUCCUCUGUCAGCAGUAGUGUCAUGAGUAUCUACAGUGGAGAUUUCGGAAACGUGGACGUCAAAGGGAACAUACAGUUCACCAUCGAUUAUGUGAGCCAGUUGAAGGAGUUCCAUAUCUUUGUGGUCCAGUGCAAAGACCUGGCAGAGGCAGAUGUAAAGAAACACCACUCUCACCCGUAUGUUAAAAGUUACCUGCUCCCCGAUAAAGCUAAAAUGGGCAAAAGGAAGACAGCAGUGAAAAAGAAGACUUUGAACCCAACCUACAAUGAGAUACUGAGGUACAAAAUUGACAAGGAGACCCUCAUGACCCAAACACUCAACUUGUCUGUUUGGCACAAUGACACUUUUGGACGCAACAGCUUCCUGGGUGAGGUGGAUGUGGACUUGUCGACAUGGAACUGGGACAACAAGCAGAUGAACUGGUUCCCACUUAAACCAAGGGCUCCCUCAGGCAGCCAAAACCUGGAGCACAGAGGGGAGAUGAGAAUAGCCCUCCGCUUCAUCCCACAGGUCUCCCAAAGUAAAAAGAAGCCCAACACAGGGGAGGUACACAUCUGGGUGAAGGACUGCAAGGGCUUGCCAGCGCUGAGGGCAAGUGGCGUCGACCCCUUUGUAAAAUGUUCGGUGCUCCCAGACACCAGCAGGAAGAGCCGUCAGAAGACAAGGGUUCUGAAGAAGACGUCGAACCCCCUUUUCAAUCAUACCAUGGUGUAUGAUGGGUUCCGGCCUGAGGACCUCAAAGAGGCCUGUGUUGAGUUGACAGUGUGGGACCACGACAGGCUGGUCAAUCAUUUCCUGGGAGGACUGAGGCUUGGCCUUGGAACAGGUAAAAGUUAUGGGACGGCAGUAGAUUGGAUGGACUCGAUUGCGGAUGAAGCAAUGCUGUGGGAGCGAAUGAUGGACUUUCCCAAUGAAUGGGUGGAAGAUGUGCUGCCUCUGAGAAUGUUAAUGAUGGCAAAAUAAACAGGAGGACAAUUAAUGAUUGUAUUGUUGAAUAACGGCACAGCAAGCCUGCUAUCUGUCAGUACACUGAAAAUGUGUGUAUUUUUUUUUAAAAGAGAUUCUAAACACUAUUUUGUGCUUGGGGAAAAAAUAUGUAUUGUAUGCAUUUCAAAAUGUCUAAAUAUUAAACUAUAAAUCUUAGCAAUAAGUGGGUUUUAACAAAAGAGACAUUGCUGUAAUCGCUGUUUGUAUGCAAUUUUAAAUGAUGCAUCAAGACAGGAUUUGGUUUUAAAACUGCACACAGGUUUACAAGUUCAUAAUGUUUACUUGACUUGUUGUAGAUAAUGGCUUAUUAAUUUUCUUUUUUAAAGUAAACGUAUCUGGCAAGUAACUACUGUGACAGUUAUAUGCUUUUUUCCUUAUUAUUUUUGGGGUGGUAUACAGUGGAUUUAUUAUCGGGGAUAUAAAACCAAUGCAGUACAAGGACUAUUUUACUGGAAUAAUAUUUUAACUGCCAAAUGUAUCUAUAAAUAAAGUUUCACAGAACUUUAA